UAAAUUCUAAACCUUACGCAGGCGCGUUAGGUCCUAGUCACUAUGCGUGUGCUUGUGGGUGGCGGGACGGGCUUCAUUGGGACAGCCCUAAGCCAGCUGCUGAAUGCCAGAGGCCACGAAGUGACGUUGGUCUCCCGACAGCCCGGGCCCGGCCGGAUCACGUGGGAUGAGCUCGCUGCAUCUGGGCUGCCGAGCUGCGAUGCCGCCGUCAACCUGGCCGGAGAGAACAUCCUCAACCCUCUCCGAAGAUGGAAUGAAACCUUCCAAAAAGAGCAGCCUCUCAGUUUAGCCCUGCAACCAGAGUUCCUCCAGGGAAGGAACACUUCAGGUCCUGGAGAAGGUCAAGGGGAAAAUAUCCAAAUGGCGCUGUCUCCAAAUGGGGAGAUCCUAAGGGCCAAAGAAGGUGAGGCCAAGGAAGCCUCCACUACAGAGAGCCAGGCAGGACCAAGGACACCCAGGGCAAAUGAGUGUGUUCCACCGGCAGCUUACUACCAGCCCAGUCUGACUGCGGAGUAUGAUGAAGACAGCCCAGGAGGGGACUUUGACUUUUUCUCCAACCUCGUAACCAAAUGGGAAGCUGAAGCCAGGCUUCCUGGAGAUUCUACACGCCAGGUGGUGGUGCGCUCGGGGGUUGUACUGGGCCGUGGGGGUGGUGCCAUCGGCCACAUGCUGCUGCCCUUUCGGCUGGGCCUGGGGGGCCCCAUCGGCUCAGGCCACCAAUUCUUCCCCUGGAUACACAUCGGGGACCUGGCAGGAAUCCUGACCCAUGCUCUUGAAGCAAACCACGUGCACGGGGUCCUGAAUGGAGUGGCUCCAUCCUCCGCCACUAAUGCUGAGUUUGCCCAGGCCUUGGGUGCUGCCCUGGGCCACCGAGCCUUCAUCCCUGUCCCCAGCACUAUAGUGCAAGCUGUCUUUGGGCGAGAGCGUGCCAUCAUGCUGCUGGAGGGCCAGAAGGUGAUCCCACGGCGAACACUGGCUACUGGCUACCAGUACUCCUUCCCAGAGCUAGGGGCUGCCUUAAAGGAAAUUGUAGCCUAAGUAGGUCAUGGCAAGGGCCUGAGGCCUGUCCGUCAUAGGCUUCCAGGUUAGGCACUGUGAAUAGGCUCGGCUCCUCUAGAGAGCUGAAGCCAUCUGGUUCUUAGAUUUCUCCCCCAGUCCUCUUUCCCAUUGUUCUGUUGCUCCACCUUAUUGUCUCAAGGCUGUAAUCUCAUCAGGUUGGGACAUUAAUCUUUUCAACUCCUUGCAAGAUUUCCCAGUUGGGUUUCUCUACAUGUCCUGCAGCUGCCCCACUUCUCCUUUAUGCUGUGUAGAGAAUGCUCUGCAGUUUAGGCAAUAAAGAUAAAUUAUCUCACUAA
Chlorocebus sabaeus (green monkey) is the source of this 1355-nucleotide messenger RNA. RefSeq names its product short chain dehydrogenase/reductase family 39U member 1 (gene SDR39U1). The record is from RefSeq and is a predicted model, not a curated record. NCBI's taxonomy places the organism in Eukaryota, Metazoa, Chordata, Mammalia, Primates, Cercopithecidae.